This is a messenger RNA of Peniophora sp. CBMAI 1063, 1029 nucleotides long. Lineage: Eukaryota; Fungi; Basidiomycota; Agaricomycetes; Russulales; Peniophoraceae. The record is from the annotation of a GenBank genome assembly.
AUGGAUCGAAACCGCCGUCCACCAUCCCAGUUGUUCCCUGUCGACUUCAGAGAAGAGGGCGCCUUGAGUGUUUACCAAGGUCAUCGCCGUUUCCCAUCGCUCUGCCCCCUUCCCUCAAGUGCCGCCCCAACCGAAAGUGACCAUGUCAUUCAGGGGCACGCCCCAGAGCGCUCCCAAGCACCGCCUGUCGUCCCUGUCCAAGCUGUCGCUCAAGGACCGGUCGGCGACUCUCGCUCACAUUUGGCAACUGCACAACUCACACCGGUUCCGACUGCGCCUCAGCCUGCAGAUGCUCCACCUCAGCCUUCUUCCGCGGAAACCUAUCACGCAUCGCAUGCUCAACCUCUGGCAGCACCGGGCAUCGCUCAGCAUCCGAUCGUCCGACGAUCACCUUCGCCGGUACUAUACACGUCUCGCCCGCUAUCAUCGCCCCACGACUUUCCAGACUUCCACCCGCACCCGGACUCUGUAUCGCCUCCAUCGGCUUCUUCUCUCGCGAGUCAAGCGAUAGAUCUUUAUGCACCCUUUUCUAUGUUGCAAUGGCAGCCGGGCUACACACCAGGCGCCCCAGUGCGAAGACGCCGACAAAGAAUCCCUGCUGUCUCACUGAAUCAAGUCGAGGAUCACUCCGUCAAUCCUGGGCCAUGCCAAUCGGGCAGCGCCGUGCAACAGACCCCAACAUCUGCAACAAGGUCUCAUGUAAAAGUGGCAUGUUCGAAUUGCAAUAAAGCGGGCAAGCGAUGCGAUGACGCGCGGCCCUGUGGACGAUGUGUGGCGACUGGUAGAGACGAGUCCUGCGUGAGCAAUGUCCACAAAGCGCGCCCGAAAGGUUAUAAGAGAGGUCCAUACAAGAAGUAUAAAGACCCGCACACUAUGACAUAUGAUGAACUCGUCGAGUUCAUCGAGGAACGCAAAGCUGACGAAGCGAAGAAAGCCGCGCUUGACGCCAAGCGCGCGGCGCGUGAGGCCAAACGCGCGCAGCUUGAGGCCGAAAAGGCGAAGAAGAGCACGCCAGCGAGAGGUCAGUAG